Molecule: messenger RNA, 2294 nt
Organism: Physcomitrium patens
Lineage: Eukaryota; Viridiplantae; Streptophyta; Bryopsida; Funariales; Funariaceae
Source: RefSeq, a predicted model, not a curated record
AGGGGGACUGGGGAUUUCCUUCCUUGGGCACCCCGUUUGGGAUUCUGGCCUGAGAUUUUGUUUGUGCUGUGUUGAAUUGGUUUUUUUAAUGCUAUCGAGGCCGUUUCUCGCCCAAUCUUGCAUCAAUCUUGCAGAAUACACUUGUGGAGAAAUCCAUGAGAAUCCGCCGCUGUGCGUGGGCAACCAUGGAUCCGUUUGUCGUAGACUGAUGUACGAAAUUCUGCCUGGGUGGCGAAGGAUAAGGACUGUGUUGCGUGGUUACUCAAGAAGGAUUCUGGAACUCCAGGCUGAAUCCUUGCAGGAGUGGCACUGCGCGCUGGACAGGGAGAAUCUCUCGAAUUUUCGGAGGAGUUGAAGGUUGAAGCAAUAGUUGCCGAAUUGUUUAAGAGAAGGUCAAGUGGGUGUCUUUUUUUAUGGGGGUUUGAAGGUGGCAAAACAAUGGUAAUGGCUAUGGCGGAGCUGGGUUCAGCACUUUCGAGGUCUAGUUUCGCAGUGUCUUCCUUCGCUCCGUCGUCUUCAUCCCAGAAGGCUGCAGCUGAUGUCCUCUGCAACGAACUCAUCUCUUCCCGGGACUUUUUAACAGGGGCUGUGAUACCUUGUAAGCCAGGAAGGUUUCAGCUGCACACGAAGCGAGGGCAGCGACAGUUGCCCGUAUGCAGGGCAAGUUCUCUUCUCGAGCUUGUGCCCCCUCAUGUGAAAAAGAACCUGAAUUAUGAACUUCUCAGGUUUGACACUUUGAAAAGAAAGGCAGUGGACCUGGUGGUGGUGGGUGCAGGACCAGCUGGCUUGGCUGUCGCCCAGCGAGUUUCUGGGGAGGGUGUGGAUGUGUGUGUUGUCGACCCCGCCCCACAAAGCGUAUGGCCCAACAACUACGGUGUGUGGGUAGAUGAGUUUGAGGACCUAGAUCUUUUGGAUUGCUUGGAUUACACCUGGGGGAGCGCUGUUGUGUAUCUGGACGACGCUAGAAAGAAGACUUUGGAGAGACCAUAUGGCCGCGUUAAUCGUACUCGGUUGAAAUCUAAAAUGCUUGAAGCUUGCAUUGCGAAUGGCGUACAAUUUCACCAGGCUAAGGUUAAGGAUGUGGACCACAAUGUAUCGAAGUCGAUUGUCACCUGCGAAGAUGGCACCAUGAUCGAAGCAGCUGUUGUGCUUGAUGCUACAGGCCAUUCAAGACGGCUAGUACAGUAUGAUAAGCCAUUCAAUCCAGGCUAUCAAAUUGCUUACGGAAUUGUUGCGGAAGUAGAUAGUCAUCCUUUCGACGUCGACAAGAUGCUAUUCAUGGACUGGCGAGAUUCCCAUUUGCACGGGGACAAACUGCUUAUGGACGGGAACUUGGAGUUACCGACUUUCCUGUAUGCGAUGCCAUUUUCAGCCAACCACAUAUUUCUAGAGGAAACAUCAUUGGUGGCACGGCCAGGCGUACCAAUGGAUGUCAUUCAAAAACGCAUGGAGUUGCGACUCAAACACUUAGGCAUCCAUGUUCGUAGCAUUGAGGAAGAUGAGAAAUGCGUUAUUCCAAUGGGUGGUGUGUUGCCUGUCAUCCCACAAAGAGUGCUUGGUAUUGGUGGAACCGCAGGCAUGGUUCAUCCAUCAACUGGUUAUAUGGUUGCGAGGACACUAGCUGCAGCACCCCUGUUGGCAGAGUCUGUUAUAAAGAGCUUGGGGGGUUCCACAAGCACCCAUGUUUCCAGUAGACCGCAAUAUUCCCAGAAGGUUGAAUCCUCAACUUAUUCACAAGGACUUGAAGCAACAUCUGAUGAAGACAAUGCUGGGCCAUCAGGGGAUGAACUGGCAGCUGGUGUGUGGGCGGACUUGUGGCCUUUGGAACGGCAACAACAACGAGCUUUUUUCUGUUUUGGCAUGGAGGUUCUCCUCAAGCUGGACUUGGCGGGUACACGACGCUUUUUUGAUGCUUUUUUCGAUCUUGAAGCCCACCUCUGGCAAGGGUUCCUGUCUUCACGUCUUUAUUUCAUUGAGCUAAUUGGAUUUGGGCUCUCCCUUUUCAAACAUGCGACUAAUCAUGCGAGGGCAGAGAUUGUGGCAAGUGGAACUGUACCGCUGGCUAAAUUGAUUUUGGAAGUUGCUCAGAUGAGACCUCCAAAAGAUCAGUCAAAGUGACAUAUUUUUUUAAAAAAAAAUCUUUUUGAUUAUUUUUUAAAAAUUAAAAAUCUGUCUUCAUAGAGAUUAGCCCUGUGUAUUAAUUUCAUAGACUCAAGUCUUGCACCGAUUUUGUGGCAAAGACUUGUGUUCUUAAAUUGAAAUUGGCAUUCUCAAAUUUGGACAUCUUUCUUUGA